This is a messenger RNA of Insectozyma verbasci, 318 nucleotides long. Lineage: Eukaryota; Fungi; Ascomycota; Pichiomycetes; Serinales; Debaryomycetaceae. The record is from the annotation of a GenBank genome assembly.
AUGAAACAGUAUAUAUAUUUAGUUGGUUUAUUAUUAUUAUUACAUUCUGGUUAUUCUUCAUUUGAAUAUCAUAAAUUUGGUAUUGAAAUAUCAUUAGAUAUUAAAUUGGAAAGUUUAAUUGGUGUUUUAUUGAUUAUUAUUGGUAGUAUAAUUAAUAUUGAAAAUGAAUCAUUCUUAACAAUUGAUAAUAAAGUAAUCAAGAAUAAAGCUAAAUAUUUGAAAUUUAUAAAGAUGUCAGACGCGGUUCAAUUGGGAGAGUCGUUAGGUGUUACAGAUUAUGAAGAAUAUAAUACAAGAUUACCAUUUAUUAAUAUAUAG